Molecule: messenger RNA, 601 nt
Organism: Rhea pennata
Lineage: Eukaryota; Metazoa; Chordata; Aves; Rheiformes; Rheidae
Gene: RPS11
Product: ribosomal protein S11
Exons: 5
Coding region: 73-549 (158 amino acids)
Biological process (GO): translation
Cellular component (GO): cytosolic small ribosomal subunit; ribosome
Molecular function (GO): structural constituent of ribosome
Source: RefSeq, a predicted model, not a curated record
GCCGCCUCACCCCGCCCCGCCCCCUCCGCAUAAGCGGCGCCGCGUGAGGCGCGCGGCCUCUUUGGCAGCAAGAUGGCGGACACGCAGACUGAGCGAGCUUACCAGAAGCAGCCCACAAUCUUCCAGAACAAAAAGCGGGUGCUGCUGGGUGAGGGCGGCAAGGAGAAGCUACCCCGCUACUACAAAAACAUCGGUCUUGGCUUUAAGACUCCCAAGGAGGCUAUUGAGGGCACCUAUAUCGACAAGAAGUGUCCCUUCACCGGUAAUGUCUCUAUUCGUGGCCGAAUCUUGUCAGGUGUUGUUACCAAGAUGAAGAUGCAACGCACCAUUGUCAUCCGCAGGGAUUACUUGCAUUACAUCCGCAAGUACAACCGUUUUGAAAAGCGCCAUAAGAACAUGUCUGUGCAUCUCUCCCCCUGUUUCAGGGAUGUCCAGAUUGGGGAUAUUGUCACUGUGGGAGAGUGUCGUCCCCUCAGCAAGACUGUCCGAUUCAAUGUCCUCAAAGUCACAAAGGCUGCUGGUACCAAGAAGCAGUUCCAGAAGUUUUAAAAACAACAUAUGGAAGAUAAUUAGGACAAAUAAAACAUUUUGUAAAAAUGUA